ACCACAUAUCCGGCUGGGGCUCUUUCACAAUGACAACAUGGCUGCCUUCUGCAGGGGCAGACACCGGUGGAAAAGGACUAACGUUAGUUGUUUGCAUGUUUUGACAAGAAACCUGACAGGAAAGUAUGACUAUGACCUGGUGGUUAUUGGUGGUGGGUCAGGAGGCCUUGCCUGUUCUAAAGAAGCGGCACAGGUGGGACAGAAAGUUGCUGUUUUAGAUUAUGUGGAGCCAUCUCUUAAAGGCACCAAGUGGGGUCUCGGUGGUACAUGUGUUAAUGUUGGCUGCAUUCCUAAGAAGCUCAUGCACCAGGCUGCUCUACUUGGCAGUGCAGUCAAAGAUGCUAAGAAGUAUGGCUGGCAGAUCUCAGGGCCAGUCUGCCAUGACUGGGCCACCAUGGCAGAGGCUGUUCAGAACCACGUCCGGUCUCUGAACUGGGGUCACAGAGUUCAGCUCCAGGACAAGAAGGUGAAGUACCUGAACCUCAAAGGAAGCCUGGUGGAUGAACAUACUGUUAAAGGAUUAACUAAAGCAGGGAAAGAGACAAUCCUGACUGCCAAAAACAUUGUAAUCGCCACUGGUGGACGGCCCAAGUACCCCACAAACAUCCCUGGAGCAAUGGAGCACGGCAUUACCAGUGACGACAUCUUCUGGCUGAAGAAGUCGCCCGGGAAAUCGCUUGUGGUUGGAGCCAGCUAUGUGGCUCUGGAGUGUGCAGGCUUCCUCACUGGCAUUGGCUUGGACACCACAGUGAUGGUUCGCAGCAUCGCCCUCCGGGGGUUUGAUCAGCAAAUGUCAGGUCUAGUGACAGACUACAUGGAGACAUAUGGGACCAAGUUUGCAUGGAAGUGUGUCCCAAAGAGAGUGGACAAACUCUCCUCAGGAGCUCUGCAGGUGACCUGGACUGAUACCCACACGGGCAACGAACACAAGGACACCUACGACUCUGUGUUAUGGGCAGUUGGCAGAGCCCCUGAAACCAAAGCCCUGGGCCUGGACAAGCUUGGUGUGCAACUCAACAAGGAGACGGGGAAAAUAGUCGUGGGCGCUGACGAAUCCACCUCGGUGCCGAACAUCUAUGCUUUCGGUGACAUCAGCGAGGGUCGUCCUGAAUUGACCCCAACAGCUAUUAAAGCGGGAAAGCUCCUCGCCCGCAGACUGGCUGGUCACAGCACUGAGCUCAUGAACUACGACAACGUGGCCACCACGGUGUUCACCCCCCUCGAAUAUGGCUGUGUGGGUUUAUCUGAGGAGGAGGCUGAGAAGAGGCAUGGAAAAGACAGUAUAGAGGUCUACCAUGCUUUCUACAAGCCUCUGGAAUUCACUGUAGCAGAGCGUGACGCCAGCCAGUGUUACUUAAAGGUGGUAUGUGAGCGGGGUGGAGACCAGAAGAUCCUGGGUCUGCACUUCACAGGUCCAAACGCUGGAGAAAUGACACAAGGCUUUGCUCUGGGCUUUCAGUGUGGAGCAACGUAUUCCCACCUGUUGCAGACAGUAGGCAUCCACCCAACCUGUGCCGAGGAGGUGGUCAAGGUCAACAUCACAAAACGUUCCGGCUUGGACGCCACGGUCACCGGCUGCUGAGGUUAAGCACCUCGGCCUCUGAACACGAGUGAGCACACAAGGUCCCUCUGUGGCUUUAGAAAGAAGUUAACUUUGGUUUAUUCUGCUUUUUCUCCUCGUCCCUCUCCUAUAUGGCCCCAAAAUGGCCCCCAGUUUUACGGUGCUCUCUGAGAUCUCUCUAAACUCUCUUCAGUCCUGCAGGUCAUCACUGGCCGCCCAGGUUAGUGUUACUGACACAUCAUGUGAUAACCAAGACUAUGAUUAUCUCAUACACAUGCAGGUUGUGAGUGUAUGUUCUAAAAGCACAGGGCUAUAGAUCAGGUUAGUGAGAGCUCUGGCUGCAGAGCGAGCGUCUUUUAAAUAAACAGGCUCAUCAAUCAGAAUUAAGGCCUGCGCGCAGGGUUUUGUUGAAAUCGUACGAGAACCGUGGACUGAGCCUUAACGUUUUUCUGAAUAUAUAUUCUGCAAAUAUUGUUGUUUCUCUGGCUGUACUUCCUGUCCAUUAGUCUUGGAGGUGACACAUACCAUACACCCCCACAACCCCCUCCCCCUAUGACACUGAUGGAUAGCCCCAGGGCCGUCGCCGCAGCGACACCGCCCCAUUUCCCAUGGACACACACAAACAGUCGGUGGGCCGCCUGUCAGUCAGCCAGCUAAGACCUGGCCAGGGAGCUCCGGCUUGUUUAGAGCCCAGCAGACCCCUUCCUUUUCCUCCCAUGCCCUUAUCCAUCCCACCGCACGAAAGAAUACAGAGGGACUCCAAACAUGUGCUGUCAAAAGCUGUGUGGAUGCCACAGCCCAGGCACAGGGCAACUCUACCCAUUGACAUCAGUGCUGUGAGAGCUCUGCUAGAACUGUACUACUCAGCCUCAUCCAAAGGUGGCACUAUUGCCCUCCAGUUCUCCCCCUUUUUUUGGAAGACCAGAUAAAGUAGUCACUGGAUAAAACAUAAGCCUGAAUACAUUCAGGUUGCACAUUUAAUCCCUUUAAUCCCUAUAAAAGAUAUGUGCUAUUGGAUGACGUUUGAAGGCAGACUGGCUUUAUUGGUGCCAAACUGAUAAGGGUUAUCUGUUGUGUAUUUACAUGGAUGGCAGGUAAGGCCUAAAGAGUCAUCACCCUAGAAGAUAAGGCAAGUUGUUUAUAUCAAUAAAGCAGUAACAGUGAGCCAAAGUGCUCAAAUGUUCAACCUGCUGGCUCUACUGGACAUCUUGGGUUUAUUAAGUAGAGGAUGAGGAGGAGGCGGAGGAGGAGGACUGUCAAUAAUGUGCAUUGCUACAGAAAUUGGGGGACCUAAGAGGAGGCUGCUGGGCGUAGUUUAUUAUUUUUUUUAAGUCUAAUCUGCCCAGUCUGAUUAAUGUUUUCGAUGAGGGGAGUGACAGUGUGCCAGGAGACGGAGAGAGGAAAGAGAGAGAGAAAGAGAGGUACCAGGUUUAUUUGGACCUGGGCCAGAGGAGAGAGAGCCGAGUUUCAGUCCUGGUUAGGGAGGGAAGGGGGGAUUCCUGUGUGCUCUGUUCAGGGCUGAGGUGCUGACUGAAGGACCCUGACCUCCGCUCAGCAGGAACAGCUUGACUCUAUCACUCGGAGCACAGAGGGCUCACAUGCUGCAGCACUGCACGGCAGGGGCCUGGGGGGCUCAGGGUGGAGGGGGCUUAGGAUGGCCAGGGGACGGACAGAGCCAACCAACCAGCCAACCAACACAACACUGAGCGGUAGCGGUGUGUUUGCCCAGGGUAAUUGAGUCUAUGUUCCUGUGCUUAACGAGCCACUUCAGAGACCUCAGGGUGGACCCAAGGCAACGUGAGGGAAGUUAUUGAGGCCAUCAGUGUAACUGUAAUGUCUGUUUGCUUUUUACCCUCCACUUCCCUUCUGCCUUUUCUCAUCCGCUUUAUUAUUUUAUACACAGUGUGGCUGCUCACAUCCUCAAAAAUGAAAUAGUAUUCAAUUCAUAUUAUGAAAUCGGUCCAAUUUGAAUGAUCUGUUCAUUGUUGUCACUCCAGGCCCAAGACUUGACCAGUUAGCCUCAGCUGUGCCCCACAGACGGGGGAGGUCAGGGUUCAACUUUCAGGUCGGCCAGCUAAUGAUGACCUGCGCUAAAACCCACAACUGGGGAGUGCAGGCCUGAUGUCACCUGGCUGCCAACUUUUCUAGUUGUAAAUAGAGAAGUGUAAUUUUCCAUUAAAGCUUUGUUAUACAUAAUUUAUAUGUAAAGUAAUGCACAGUGUCACCAUUAAAGUAAUGAUUCCCACUGA
This is a messenger RNA of Dicentrarchus labrax (European seabass), 3810 nucleotides long. It is a transcript of the gene txnrd2.2, whose product is annotated as thioredoxin reductase 2, tandem duplicate 2. The record is from RefSeq and is a predicted model, not a curated record. Gene Ontology annotation, cellular component: mitochondrion; cytosol. Lineage: Eukaryota; Metazoa; Chordata; Actinopteri; Moronidae. Gene Ontology annotation, molecular function: glutathione-disulfide reductase (NADPH) activity; thioredoxin-disulfide reductase (NADPH) activity; flavin adenine dinucleotide binding. Gene Ontology annotation, biological process: cellular response to oxidative stress; glutathione metabolic process; cell redox homeostasis. Bases 38 to 1582 code for a protein of 514 amino acids. The transcript has 17 exons.